Messenger RNA from Pseudo-nitzschia multistriata, 1181 nucleotides. NCBI's taxonomy places the organism in Eukaryota, Bacillariophyta, Bacillariophyceae, Bacillariales, Bacillariaceae. The record is from the annotation of a GenBank genome assembly.
CCACGGCAUCAACGUGCAGGUAGGUACUGUAGCGUACGGUUGUAUCGUAGGCUUCGCUACGGAAUUCACGAUUGGGCGAGACACUUUCCAAUCAAAUCAAUCCAUCAAAACCCCGAUCAGCGAGAUCGCAUUCCAUGUUCCUCCCCUUCGUGCAGAGGCACCGCUCCGUAGAACGCGGUACAAUGUGAUGUGCUGUGACCCAUGCCAUGCCAUCACCAAAUCACGUUUACGACCUCUCGAACUACGGAGUUUUGCUACGGCACUUGGGUACGUACUCGUAUCGUACGUACUGUUGAACGAGCACUCCAACGGCGACGUCGGUGCGAUUUUUCUGGUCUUGGGAACCUGCCGAAAACAUACAUAAAUUUUCGCCUCUUUCUCACUCGUGUCAAUGCUGCACGGCGCAUUCCGUUUCACAGAGAGGGAAGUUGUUGCCAUCAGACACCAAGGGAUCACAAAACAAAUUACGGCACCAAACCAAACCAAACCAAAUCUACCCAUCCUAACAAACAUAAAAAGCAGCAAACCCAAACAAACAAACAAACAAACAACACCAACACCAACACAAACACAAACACCAACACCAACACCACCAUGCUUUCCCCGAGAUCCACCAUCGCCGCCGCCCUGCUCGUCCUCCUGCUCGCCGUCGAUCCCUCGCACGGACUGGCGGGCGUCGUGAACCGCUUCCGCAGGAGCGCCCCCUGGGGCCGGGCCGUUGCCCGGCAGAGGCGAACCAGCACGAGCACCACCAGCGGAGUUGGCCUCCCCGUCCGGGCGGCCGUGGCCAAGCAGGGACUGCUCACCGAGCCAGAGCCAGAGCUCUCCCCGCACCCGCCCGGUUCCACUCCCUUUGACGCCGACGCCUACCGCCAGCAGAUGACCGAUCUGGUCUAUCAGCGAAGCAUGGAGCGAAUCUUCCGCGACUGAACGCGAGCCGGCACACCGAAACACACCACACCACAAACUACAGAACGAUCCCAGCGCGCAACGACUCGACUCGAGGAGCUCCCUACGCACUAUCGGAAGGGAAUAGUGUACCCCAACCAUGGGCUCCUUUCUUUUUGAAACGCUACGAGCAACGUUGUUGUUAUUUUUAGAGAGACUAGAACCAUAGAAGCAUAUGACAUAAAUAUAAAACAUAGAAUCAAAACCAACACACAUAAAAACAAUCUUAGAGC